Messenger RNA from Corticium candelabrum, 1059 nucleotides. RefSeq lists its product as uncharacterized. The coding region runs from base 371 to 883 and encodes 170 amino acids. The record is from RefSeq and is a predicted model, not a curated record. The transcript has a single exon. Lineage: Eukaryota; Metazoa; Porifera; Homoscleromorpha; Homosclerophorida; Plakinidae.
UUGAAGGAAGAGACAACAUGAACAUGUUUCUAGCUCUCUUGCCUCGUAAGGAUCUGUCUGUCAUGUGGAAGAGAGAUGAGAGUAAAACAGUGUAUGUCGGUCGACGUCAAGUGUGCAACAAUCAGAUGACCACCUUCAGUUCAUCUACAUUUGGUAUGUUUCAAUGUAAGAUUUGUACUACAUUAGAUAAAAAGGCACAGCUGUGGAGGGAUGGACUGAUUUUAUUGCAAGUUCAUGCAGUUCAUUCUCAUGUUGAGUGUUUGGUGGCCAUGCACACGGUAGAUCUUGUUCUCUUGUUCAUUCUGUCUACUUUGUAUGUCGUGGAGGCAAAGGAACAGAAGCAGGAUGUGUUUCACUACUCGACACUGUCAUGUCUCUUUGGAGAGGUAUGUUAGACAAAUACAGUCCAGGCACUAAACAUCAGACCGAAUAUUUGAGCAGAAAGCAUUUAGAAGAACACAGAGAACUGACACAAGUUGCUGUUUACUCUGAGGAGGAAAUUGAAGAAGCAAAACAAACGGGAGAAGGAGCAAAUGCUGCUGUCAAACAAGUAGUUGGCGAUGAGCGAGUGGUAGAAAGUCUUGGUGACCUGCUGGUUGUUAAAAGUCAGGCAGCCUUGGUAGCAUUGAGUGCUGUUACAAGGGCUGUUAUCACUGAGGGUUCAGCUCAAUGGUAUUCAUUUGGAGCAACACUAGGGUUUAGUCAUGAUCGUAUUGAGGCCUUGUGUCAUGAUAAAGUGACUCCUGCUGACAAGUUGUUUGCACUUGUCCAAGUGAAGGCAAAACAAGUUGGCCCUGUGCAAAUUGACGAUCUGCUCUUGGAGGCAUGUCAACAUUUGCCAACUCCUAUUGAUAGUGUGGUCAAGGAAAAGCUUAGAAUUUAGUGAUGACAUGGAAUUUGACAAAAGGAUUUGUUGAUAAACAGGACACCAAAUAAGUGUCCAACAAGUUUAGCUGAUACAUGUUUUAGCAUCUAGUACUGAUAACGUUUAUGGAGAUUAUUGUAUCUCUUGUUUGUGACAUUAUCAAACAAGGUAUUUUUAUAGCAGUUACCCUGGAG